Salvia miltiorrhiza (redroot sage) is the source of this 1545-nucleotide messenger RNA. Its product is annotated as COP9 signalosome complex subunit 7-like. The record is from RefSeq and is a predicted model, not a curated record. NCBI's taxonomy places the organism in Eukaryota, Viridiplantae, Streptophyta, Magnoliopsida, Lamiales, Lamiaceae. The transcript has 9 exons. Bases 348 to 1127 code for a protein of 259 amino acids. Gene Ontology annotation, cellular component: COP9 signalosome.
UCUGGAUUGUUUGUGUGUAUUUUUCUUUCUAAAAAGUAGCAUCAUCUUCAUCUAUAUUAAUAUUUGUAUACAGUAUAUUACUGCAAUUUUACAUACGUGUUGAUCUGGAUGCUUCCUAUAUGAAGAGCUACACACACUGCAAACACUAAAGCAGAAAAACAAAUCCAUUGCAUUCUUUCUACAACAAAAGGGGGACUCCAAAUCCCCAAGCCCUAAACUUUGAUCACUCAAACCCUAGUCUCUCAUUGUUUUCUUCAAUCUGUAGUUAAUAAUUCGAAUAAAGAAGCAAUCCACGGGCGUUGUUCCUUGUGAUUUCAUAAUUUUGUUGAGUAAUUAGAAUUUGAAAAAUGGACAUUGAAGAAAGGCAGGCGGAGCACAUAGACUAUUUUGUGAAGAAGGCUUCCACUCUGAAGGGCCCGGCACUAGCAAACAUCGUCGUUGAGGCCACUUCGCACCCCUUCCUCUUUGCUUUCUCUGAGAUUCUCGCUGUUCCUAGUAUUCUCGAGCUUGAAGGAACUGAGAAUAGUGCCUCCCUUGAUUUGCUUCGCAUGUUUGCACAUGGUACUUGGAGUGAAUAUAAGAAUGUUGCUGACCGUCUUCCAAAAUUGCUUCCUGAUCAAAUUCUCAAGCUGAAGCAGCUGACUGUGCUUACUCUGGCUGAGACAAACAAGGUAUUGCCAUAUGAUACAUUGAUGCAAGAGUUGGAUGUUUCAAAUGUUCGUGAAUUGGAGGACUUUGUCAUCAAUGAUUGUAUGUAUGUGGGGAUAGUUAGAGGAAAGCUGGAUCAGUUGCGAAGAUGUUUUGAGGUGCAAUUUGCGGCUGGAAGGGAUAUCAGACCUGGACAAUUAGGCAGCAUGAUUGACAUUCUAGCAAAUUGGCUGACUACAUCAGACAACCUUCUUGUCUCAAUUCAAGAGAAGAUCAAAUGGGCAGACUCCAUGGGUGAGAUGGACAAGAAGCACAAGAAGGAGAUAGAUGAGAGGGUAGAAGAAGUGAAGAAGACACUAUCUUUGAAGGCAGACAUUGACUACCGAGGGCAUGAAGGGAACUUUUCUGAACUGGGAGGAGUAAUGGACUAUGACCAAGAUCGUAAUCGGCCAAAGAGGAGACGACAUCCCAUAGGUUGAGGAGAUAGAACCGAGGGAGACCCUAGGAUGAAUCGGUCGGGCAACUUGCCAUCUUGCAUUCAGGUCAUUGCAACAAAACAAGAUCGGUGCUCUUGAAGAUGUGGUGAUCCCCGUGCCAUUUUCAGCCAGUUCUAGACGCGACAGUUGACAGGAUCGCUUGUGUGAUGUGUCGCGCCGCAUUAUUAUUAUCUUUUUUGACUAAAUGAGGAUUGAGAACCACAUCUACUUUUGCAAUGCGGCUGGAUGAAUGUUAGUGAUGAUAUAUGCCAAUAACAUUUUACAGAACUUUUGCGCAUCAUCUCUCGUUGUGUGGAACAGGUGGUGUUCUAAACUUAUGUGUGGAUAUCUUUUAUUCAAUUAUUCAUUUCUUAUGGCGACCUUUUUUCUCUUGGAGAUUAUUGAUAAUUGUUUCAGCAAA